Arachis stenosperma is the source of this 2867-nucleotide messenger RNA. RefSeq lists its product as uncharacterized. NCBI's taxonomy places the organism in Eukaryota, Viridiplantae, Streptophyta, Magnoliopsida, Fabales, Fabaceae. The coding region runs from base 268 to 2241 and encodes 657 amino acids. The transcript has 7 exons. The record is from RefSeq and is a predicted model, not a curated record.
CUAUCAACUCAAACCUGCAAAAGCAUCAAACAAAGGGAAAAAAAAUAUUCAUAUAAUAAUCUUUUUUUUUUUCUCAUUCAUUUUCACCUUUUCGGCUGCGCACUCUGAGUCACAUUCAAUCCGAAAACAAAAUUUCACAGAAAAACAAAAACAAAAUAAUCGAAACUCGAAAAACCCCAAAACAAUGCUCUGCUCGUUCUUCUUCUCUGUUCAAAAACCCUAACGUCUUUCACUUCCUCACUCUUUUUUCUGUUUAAUCAAUCACCAAUGGACACGCGCCGAGCUCCACGCGCCGUCAUUGACCCCAAGGUUCGAAAGGUCGGGUUCUUUGCUCCACCAGAACUCUCACAAUCGGGUCUUCUUGACCCGAUCCCCCUUCCUUCCUCUUCCCUCUCUCCCGUCAUGAUCCCUCCGCCGCGCCACUCGUCGGAAAAUCUCCUUCACCAUGCUCGGCCGCUGGCGCCGACUGUGCCAGGUGCAUCUUCUGUUUCCAUCGAGGGUUCCGUUGUUGCUGGCGGGAGCUACGGGAGCUCGUCGGAGCUCUUUCCAGCUCCGAUGUCUCCGGCGUCGUCUUCGUACUCUUCCAGCAGGUUCGUUGGCGGUGGUGACGGAGAUUACUGCUUGAAUGGAGCUGCGGUGGCUUCGCCUGGUCGCGGCGGAGGGAAGGCGGCGACUUCGUUGCCUCGUGGCGGAUUCGAGUCGCCGGCGGCGAAGGCUAGCAGCGUUCCGGCGAGCGGAUUGACUACGGUCUCGGUGGUGAAUGAUUCCUCCCUAGGGAUUCGCGGAAGAGAGAAAGCAGAUAAUGGAGGAGGAUCAGCAUUGGAAGCGAAAGACCAAGCUACAAAUUCAAAGCAGAAGAAAGAUAAGACCACAAAAGCUGAAAGACGUGCUCUUCAAGAAGCACAACGAGCUGCAAAGGCUGCUGCAAAAGCUGAAGGAAAUAAGGCAUCUGGAACUGUAACUUCUGGGACUGCAAAACCAGCUAAGGCCAUAAAGCCCCCACACAAAGUAGAUAAUUCUUCAGUUGCAGCGUCCGAGAAGAAGGGAUGUGAUCGUCCACCAGAAAAGGAUAGAAAGAAAGAUGUUCCUCAACCACGCAUGCAAUAUGAUGAUGAAAGCAGAGUGGAAAAAGCUAAACGGCGUGCUGUGGUAAAACAAACAGAAGCUAGGAACAGAGUUGAGUUGUUCAGGCAUUUGCCACAGUAUGAACAUGGGAGUCUUCUUCCAGAUCUUGAGGCGAAGUUUUUCCAGCUUGAUACUGUGCAUCCUGCAGUUUAUAAGGCGGGUUUGCAGUAUCUGUCUGGCAAUAUAUCUGGCAGUAAUGCUCGUUGCAUUGCAAUGCUUCAAGCAUUUCAAGAUGCCAUCAGAGAUUACCGAGUUCCACCAGAGAAGACUUUUGUGAGAGACUUGACAGCAAAAAUAAGUAGCUAUGUUUCAUUCCUCAUCGAGUGUCGGCCUCUUUGUAUCAGUAUGGGAAAUGCAAUAAAAUUUCUUAAAACUCGAAUUGCUAAACUACCUUUGACACUGUCCGAGUCAGAAUCAAAAGCUUCUCUCCACUCAGAUAUUGAGCGUUUUAUAAAUGAGAAGAUUAUACUUGCUGACAAGGUGAUAGUUAAGCAUGCAGUCACAAAAAUAAGAGAUGGUGAUGUUCUUCUUACUUAUGGAUUGUCAUCGGCUGUUGAAAUGAUACUAUCACAUGCACAUAAGUUAGGAAAACAGUUUCGAGUUAUAAUAGUUGAUUCUCGUCCACAGCUUAGAGGAAAAAUUUUGCUUCGGAGGUUGGUGGAGAAAGGUCUUAGGUGUACAUACACUCAAAUAAAUGCACUUUCCUACAUAAUGCAUGAAGUCACUCGUGUGUUUUUGGGUGCUUCAUCAGUUUUGUCUAAUGGGACAGUUUAUUCAGGAGUUGGGACUGCAUGUGUUGCAAUGAUAGCUCAUUCGUUUCGUGUCCCUGUUUUAGUGUGUUGUGAGGCUUAUAAAUUUAGUGAAAGGGUACAACUUGAUUCGAUAUGCUCAAAUGAACUCGGUGAUCCAGAAGUCAUUUCCAAGGAUCUGGGUAGAGAGGAUGUCAACUACUUGGAUGGUUGGGCCAAUACUGAAAAUCUGCAACUUCUAAAUUUGAUUUAUGAUGCAACUCCUUCAGAUUAUAUUUCAAUGAUAGUCACAGAUUAUGGCAUGGUCCCACCAACAAGUGUUCCUGUAAUUGUAAGAGAAUAUAGGAGAGAACAGCUGUGGAUAUAAAUAAUGCAAAUGCGGAUCAUCUCAAGUUUAUGGGCGCUGAAAUCCCCAUGUAGCAGCCUGGCAGCAAUAAAAUUUGAGAAGAUUGUUGUAUUGCAUCUUUCUGUGUACUAUUUUCUCAUCUUUGAAUAAUGUAGUGAGCCUCUUUCUUGUUCUGAAAUUUUGUGCCCUUGUUGGCAUUGGCCUGUCGCAGUGAAGAGUGCGAAUUGUCGUCUCUCCAGACAGAUUUUAAUUUUGCCACGAAUCCUCACAUGAACAGUUCUUUUUUUUUUUUCCUUGUAACGGUUCUUCAAAUUUUGGAUAGUUGACUUGUUCAGUCACAAUUUUGGGGGUUAGUUAAUCCUUGUCCCUUAUAUUGUUGCUGUAUUUAUAUUUACUGCUGCCCCAUUAGGUUGAUAUAAUUUGAAUCCAUGAUUUUCUUCUUUUCUCAACUUUUGCAUUAUCCUGAUGUAUAUAGCAUGAAUUCAAACAAAGUUUCAUUACCAUCUCCUGAAGUUGACAACUACAAGUGCGUCUUGUAAGCUUGUGCCACCGCAAGUAUUUUAUCCUAAAUAGGGAAUUUCAUUGAAAAUAAAGACGCCAUAGAAAAAGAGAGGUCGGUUACAUCUGAACUACAGUGGCCCACCUGU